Molecule: messenger RNA, 2800 nt
Organism: Ctenopharyngodon idella (grass carp)
Lineage: Eukaryota; Metazoa; Chordata; Actinopteri; Cypriniformes; Xenocyprididae
Gene: sfrp1a
Product: secreted frizzled-related protein 1a
Exons: 3
Coding region: 801-1721 (306 amino acids)
Biological process (GO): non-canonical Wnt signaling pathway; negative regulation of canonical Wnt signaling pathway; canonical Wnt signaling pathway
Molecular function (GO): Wnt-protein binding
Source: RefSeq, a predicted model, not a curated record
CAAAACAACUGCGCAGAGGAGAGCUAACAUGCGACGGGCGAUUUCACACCUCACAUUCUAACUUAAUUUGGCUCGUUGAAAUACAAAUGAGACCAUGAACACAGAGCAAAUAAUGUCUUAUGACAUUAAAUGCACCUUAAAACGUUCACGAUGCGUAGAGAAAUCGCUUAUAUGACGUCUUAACGAGAAUAUCAGUAUUACAGCUACUUGGAUAACUCCCCACGUUUUAAAGAGACUUCAUUGCCUGGUAUUAAAAAUGCACGCUAGUUUUGUGGUAAUGCGAGGAUGUUUUACUCUGCAGGUAAUGGCUCUUGCCGGCUUUUCAGAAUAUGAUAAAUGUAGUUAUCACAAGUGUAAAGCGAGUAAAUCCUCAUGCAUUUCAAUGCCUCGAAUAAUGUUAUCGAAAUGAAGUUAUUAAGGAUCUGUUUCCACAGAGGGCGAGUGAGAGAAACGCGCGCGGGCGGGGAUAUUGGCUCAUUCAUUGGGUCAUUGAAUACUUUGAUUGACACUUGAGAAGCAAAAGGUGCGGAAAGUUUCCUAUUGGUUGCCGAGGCGGUCUCAGUCUCCCCUGGUCUCGAGCGCAGCGCAUUUCAAGCAACUCAGCCGUGUGAGUCAGCAACAGCUACGGGGCUUCAGAGGUGGAGUUUCUACAGCUUCAAUACUUUGACUUCGGAGUCUUAUAAAAUUUAGAGGUAUUUGGCUCUCCCUCCCCAUUUUCUAGACAAAGAGGACUUCAUUUAAUUCAAGGCUCACCGCUUUUGGGGGCUGCAUUGACUGGGGAUCCUGACCAAGAGUUCAUAAUGAAGUCCCUUGCAUCUUUGUUCCUUUGCUGGAUCAUCAUCUUGAUUAUGUCACUGGUCUCAUUGGGCCAGACAUCUGAGUAUGUGUACGACACCUGGAAGUCAGAGAUAUACAACGGCGGCCGUAUCUACGACAAGCCUCCCCAGUGUGUGGACAUCCCAGAUGACCUGAGGCUCUGUCAUGGUGUGGGCUACAACCAGAUGCUGCUGCCCAACUUGCUGGAGCAUGAGACUAUGGCUGAGGUCAAGCAACAAGCGGGGAGCUGGGUGCCCCUGGUGCACAAGAACUGCCACCCGGGCACUCAGGUAUUCCUCUGUUCCCUUUUUGCCCCUGUGUGCCUGGAAAGGCCCAUCUACCCAUGCCGCUGGCUCUGCGAAAAUGUUCGUGAUGGCUGCACCCCCAUCAUGGAAGCGUUUGGGUUUCCCUGGCCUGAGAUGCUCACCUGCGAGAAGUUUCCUCAAGAUGAUGUGUGCAUCAGUGCGCCCAAUGCCACAGAGACCUCCCAGCCCACGGGAUACUCUCCAGUUUGUCCUCCUUGUGACAAUGAAAUGAAAACGGAUGUGAUUCUGGAUCACAUGUGUGCCAGUGAAUUUGCCAUAAAGACCAAGAUCAAGGAGGUCAAACGGGAGAAUAUGGAUCGCAAGGUGAUUCUGCAGAAGAGGAAAAAAACCCUAAAGCAGGGCACUUUGAAGAAAAAGGACCUGAAGAAACUCACUCUGUACCUGAAGAAUGGAGCCGACUGCCCCUGCACGCAGCUGGAAAAUCUCGGAAACACAUACCUUAUCAUGGGACGCAAGGUGGACAAACAGUACCUUCUCACCGGUAUUCACAAGUGGGACAAAUCCAGCAAAGAGUUCAAAAAGACCAUGAAAAAACUCAAAAGCCACAAGUGCCCUGCCUAUGAGAAUGUCUUCAAAUAAACACUCUCAGAGCUCCCACUCCCUUUAUGAACUUGCACAUCCAGGCAACCCAAAAUAUUGUUUUAUUUUUCAUUGUUUAUAUACUAUAUAUAUAUAUUUCUCAUGUAUUUUGUAGAUCAAACACUUGAGGUGUUUUGUUUUGGAUCUGUGCUGUAUAAGACUGAAAAGAUAAUGAAUGAUACAGUAGACAAACUCUCCACCAAAACCAACUGAUCACUUUUGUAUAUAUCCAAAUAUGUAUCUGUUGAUAAUAUCUUGUGAAAUAAUCAGAAUUCACCUGCAAAUGAUUGUUUAAUUUUCUUUUCUAACAAAAAAAAAAAAAAAAAAAAAGCUACAUGACAGAUUUCCAAACCAUAGUUCACAAUUUAUUAGUACAAUUUUGAACACACUGUGAAAGUACAUACCACAUAAGCCAUUUAGCCAAGCAGUGUGCUUUGAUUACAUUCUUUUCUGUGACCUGUACUGUGACCAUCAAGCAAUCAGUCAUCAAACUUGUUUAGCAAUUCUCUGUUGACUCUGAUAAGAGGUCUGCUUCUCGUAAGUACUGACAGGAUAUAUAUGCAUAACAUUUAUUGCACUGCUAAGUCCAUGUAUAUGACCAAUUGAAUUGCCCAGUCCCAUAUGAUUGGGUUGAUAAUAGAUUCUGUUUGAUGGUAGAAUAGUGUAUACAUAGGCUUAUACUUUAUCUGCUGUAGAAAAAAACUAUAUUUUCUGACUAGUAAAAUGAUUAUACAAGAACAGUAUUCAACAGCAUAUAGCAUCAUAUCAACAAUACUGCUAAAAUGUUCAUUGGUACAGGACAUUUUCCCAUGUAAUCCCACAACUCGCUAUUGUUAUUAGUGUGUAGUGCUGUUUGCAUUGCAGGUGAAAGGAGGCUUUAUUAAUGCCAAAACUUUUAACAUUUUAGCCAACAGCUUUGUCUAAACCAAUCAUUUAAGAAUGCAUUUUUUCCUUAAAAUGAUGUUGCUGUGGUGUAAAACUCUUAGUUUCAAUGUUCCUCCAUUCCCAUUUUUUAUGUUGGCAAUCAUUUUGUAUAUAAAAUUCUAGCACAAAUAUAAAAUAAAGACUAUAAAAAUGUU